AUGUUCAACACUGGCAACAUCUAUGUUAUUUCUGCUGUCGCUGUCAUUGGCGGUGGCCUCUUUGGCUUCGACAUCUCGUCGAUGUCAGCCAUUCUAGGUACCGACCAGUACAAGUGCUACUUCAACCAGUAUGGUCCGGGUCAGUGUGGCGGUCCCCGGCCUUCUGUGCAGGGAGGUAUCACUGCCUCCAUGGCCGGCGGUUCAUGGCUGGGAGCUUUGAUAUCAGGGUUCGUCUCUGAUCAUCUUGGCCGAAAGAAAGCCAUCAUGACUGGAGCCAUCAUCUGGAUCAUUGGCUCUGUAAUCACUUGUGCUUCUCAAAAUAUCGCCAUGCUGAUUGUGGGCCGUGUCAUCAACGGUCUGAGUGUCGGUAUCUGCUCAGCUCAAGUGCCAGUCUAUAUCUCAGAAGUUGCACCCCCAACUAAACGUGGUCGCCUGGUCGGAUGUCAGCAAUGGGCAAUCACUUGGGGUAUCCUCAUCAUGUUCUACAUAUCAUAUGGAUGCAGCUUUAUCAAAGGCCCGGCUGCUUUCCGAAUUCCAUGGGGACUGCAGGCCAUCCCUGCUGUUCUCUUAUUCUUUGGCAUGAUGCCACUCCCAGAGUCACCACGAUGGCUAGCUCGUAAAGACCGCUGGGAUGAGUGCCACCGGGUUCUCACCCUGGUUCACGGCCACGGUGACCCAGACUCCCCAUUCGUGCAGCGUGAAUUUCAGGAGAUCAAGGACAUUUGCGAGUUUGAAAGGGCAAAUGCCGAUGUCUCAUAUCUCGAGCUCUUCAAGCCUAACAUGAUCAACCGUACCCAUAUCGGCGUCUUUACCCAGAUUUGGAGUCAAUUGACCGGUAUGAAUGUCAUGAUGUACUACAUCACAUACGUCUUUGGAAUGGCUGGUUUGACCGGAAACACCCUUCUUGUGUCCAGCAGCAUCCAGUAUGUCAUCAACGUCGCCAUGACAGUUCCUGCACUUCUCUGGAUCGACCGCUGGGGCCGACGCGGUCUCAAUGGCGUCGAGGCCGAGUCCUGGGAGAUCACCGGUGCCCCCAGCAAGGCUGUCAUUGCAUGCUCGUAUCUCUUCGUUGCCUCCUUUGCUCCCACCUGGGGACCCGUUUCCUGGAUCUACCCUCCGGAGCUAUUCCCCCUACGUGUGCGUGGAAAAGCCGUUGCCCUUGCUACCUCGUCGAACUGGGCCUUUAACUUUGCGCUUGGUUACUUUGUGCCCCCGGCCUUUGUCAACAUCCAGUGGAAGACAUACGUGCUCUUCGGGGUAUUCUGCGCUGCCAUGUUCAUCCAUGUCCUCAUUAUGUUCCCCGACACUGCAGGCAAGACACUAGAGGAGGUAGAAUAUAUGUUCACGGAUCCAGAGGGUACUAAAUACAUCGGUAUCCCAGCCUGGAGGACGAGUAGCAGCUUCCACCAUGCCGCCCGGCUGGAGAAGACUGGCGGUUCAGAUAAGCUGGAGUCCAGCCACGUGUAA
Molecule: messenger RNA, 1467 nt
Organism: Nannizzia gypsea CBS 118893
Lineage: Eukaryota; Fungi; Ascomycota; Eurotiomycetes; Onygenales; Arthrodermataceae
Product: high-affinity glucose transporter
Exons: 5
Coding region: 1-1467 (488 amino acids)
Biological process (GO): carbohydrate transport; transmembrane transport
Cellular component (GO): membrane
Molecular function (GO): carbohydrate:proton symporter activity
Source: RefSeq, a predicted model, not a curated record